This is a messenger RNA of Triticum dicoccoides, 2071 nucleotides long. RefSeq lists its product as uncharacterized. The transcript has 2 exons. Lineage: Eukaryota; Viridiplantae; Streptophyta; Magnoliopsida; Poales; Poaceae. Bases 1 to 2040 code for a protein of 679 amino acids. The record is from RefSeq and is a predicted model, not a curated record.
AUGCUGGGCAAACAACUGUAUUUAUAUAUAUUUUUUAGUGAGAUUACUUUUUUGCUGCGUUCCUUACUAGAAGCUCAGCAAAUCACUUGUUGGAAUGAAUGGGCAGUGCAAAGUCUGGUCCUUUUCAGCUUCACACUGCAGGUUUUCUUGCUCAUGUUCGCUUCAAUCCGACGUUACAGCGUCUCCACUGGGACAAGGCUGCUCCUGUGGCUGGCGUACCUGCUGGCCGACACCACCGCUCUCUUCACCCUUGGCCACCUCUCCAUCAGCACCAAGCUGCCUGAGCGGCACCGACUGUUGGCGUUCUGGGCACCGUUCCUCCUGGUCCAUCUAGGCGGCCAGGACAACAUCACGGCCUACUCCUUCGAGGACAACGGGUUGUGGCUGCGGCACCUCCAGACCCUGGUGGUACAGGUCCUGGGUGCUGCCUAUGUCCUCUACAAGUAUAUGCCCGUCAGUGGUGAGACCUGGGAACUCACCAUGGCAGCCAUCCUAAUCUUCGUGGUGGGCGUUCUCAAGUAUGGGGAGAGGAUAUGGGCGCUCCGUUCCGCAACAUUUGAUAGCAUCUGGAGCUCUGUUGACGAAGACAGUAGUGCUGCCUUGUCUGCGCGCUCCACAGAAAGUAAUACUAGCCAUGCAGACCUUCUUCUGCAAGAGACGCUAGUCGCAAGGCUCUCUCUGAUGGAGGAGGAUGGGGAGGCAGUGCUGAUGGGAGCUCACAGCCUGAUGGACGUCUGCAAGGGAUUAUUCAUCGGCUUGCGGUUGCGGAGAGAGCGGCGCAAGCACGUACGUGAAGUGUUGAAGUCCUUCGAGAUGUAUGGCCGCCUGAACAAGUUGAUGGAGAUGGAGUUGUCCCUCAUGUACGACAUCCUCUACACCAAGGCGGUGGUGAUCCACACGUGGUACGGAUUCUUCAUCCGCGUCGUGUCACUGGUCGCCACAGCCUCUGCACUGUUGUUGUUUCAGCUGAACCUGAGCCUGAGCAACAGCAACUUGGACAAAUUGAGAAAAGUUGACGUGGCCGUCAGCUAUGUCUUGUUGGGCGGUGCGUUGCUCCUGGAGGUGGCGUCCGUGGUCAGGGCAGCUGCUUCCACCUGGACAAGUGCCUUGUUGUACGACAAGAAAUGGCACUGGCUCAACGACGAGCUUCUAUCUCUCCGCAGACUUGCCAGGGCUGCCAGGCACAGGAAGUGGUCCGGUUACCUGGGGCAGUACAACCUGUUGGAUUCGUGCGCACGCGACGCUUCCUGCAGGAAGCAGGAGCCGACCUGCGUAGCAGCGGCGAGGCGGCUAGGGUUGGGGCGCACCGCCGAGUACUGGUGGGACAAUCUGCGGAACUCAACGUCCAACAAGCUUUCUGACGCUGCCAUGGAGAUGGUGCUGGCAGAGAUACUGCUCAUCAGAACGGGGAACCGGGGCGAGGAGAUUACAGGUUUGCUCCCUGGCAUGCUCACCCUGCAACGUCUCAAACUGGACGACCGUCUCAGCUGGAGCAUACAGGACAUUGAGUUCGAGGACAGCAUCAUGGUCUGGCACCUCGCCACGCACAUCUGCAUCUUCAGUGCUGCCGAUCGCAACAAAGACGACGACGACCACAAGUUCUCUGAUCUGGAGGAGGCGGUCAUGAUGCUCUCCAACUACAUGAUGUUUCUCCUUGUGCUACGACCCUACAUGCUGCCCGGACCAGUUCGACGCAGCCGCUAUGUCCAAUUCCGCGAUGACCUUCGCGACGUGAUGCGAGGAUCUCCGUCGCCGCCUCAAGAGAGACUCGACUGGGCUCUCCGCAAGGGUCUGCAUGCUCACACCAAUUCCUCUGGUUCUUGCAAACUUUACCACACGGGGGUGACGCUUGCCCAUGUGCUCCACCACGGGACCAUCGGCAUGAAGGUCAUCUUCGGGGUGUGGGUGGAGAUGCUGUGCUAUGUCGCUAACCACUGCAGCAGAGAGUCUCACGCCAAGCAACUCAGCAACGGGGGGGAACUUGUCACCAUCGUCUGGCUUAUGGCAAGGCACGCCAACUUGUCUUACGCCAGCUCAUGAUAUAUCCAGAAUAUAUAGUGUAUUUCAGUUA